AUGCUUAGUGUAGCUACUUUGAAUAGCUAUAGGAAUUCUCCAGAUUUAUCAAAAAAAUCACGAACACCUCAGCAAAAACGCAUUUCACUUGAUCCACUUGCAAAACUUAAUCAUCGUAUUUCAGCAGUACAUCCUGAAACAGAAAAAACAAUUGAUGAUCUUCAAAGAAAUAUUCAAGCUUCGUCUCUGAUUAAACAUAUCGAUAUUCAAUUUAAAACAAUUCGACAAGAAAAUGAAAAACAGUAUAUGUUAUUAUCAAAAAAAAUUGAUCGUAAAAAUCAAUUUAAUGCAAUUGAUCUUUCUUCGUUUCGUGAAUCAAGUCAAGAUCAAAAGUUCGAUGACGUGAUAUACAACAACAUUAAUUUAACACGUAUUCGAGCAAAAAAUGUGGGAGAUUAUGGUAGACAAGUACUUCGUAAAAUCUUCUCAGAUGAAGAAUUGAUCUCUUCAAUCUUACCUCCAGAAGGUCAUCAAUAUGCGAGAAAACCAUUAGAUGUUGAAAAAUUCGAAUUUCUCCAUAAUGCUUUGCGUAGUAAAUAUCAUAUUGCUGCUGAUCGUUACGAUGAGUUCUAUAACAAAUUAAUUCGACUAAAAUUAGCAGAAUUUCUAUCUAAUGAACGUAAACAUCAUCGCAAGAGAAGUGAACAAAAUGUUUAA
Messenger RNA from Rotaria sp. Silwood1, 657 nucleotides. The record is from the annotation of a GenBank genome assembly. NCBI's taxonomy places the organism in Eukaryota, Metazoa, Rotifera, Eurotatoria, Philodinida, Philodinidae.